AUGUCAUCUGUAGCCAGACCAGUUGUCGGUCGUACUCUCGCGAAUGUUGAAAGAGAUACCUUGGUCGUUAAGAUAACGGCUGAGACAUACUCCCCCACGAGUCCACUCGACGCGUCAGAACAACCGGUAGCUACUCAACUCUCUGUGGUCUCAAUCCACCUUUCCAUCGUAGUCAGCUGUUCUGGAGCUAGCUGCUGUGAUGGUUGUGGUUGCGGUGGAUCCUGGAGGGCCGGAGGUUGCAUCCGCAACGGCCUUGUACGUCCCAAACGUCAUGGUACUGACUUCACUGUACCACUCAGCAGGGUAGCUCUCGUUCUAUCCAUGGCUUUGCAGACUCUUGCUGAGACGUCUCCGGUGAAACCAGGCUCGAAUAGGGCCUGA
Macrosiphum euphorbiae (potato aphid) is the source of this 381-nucleotide messenger RNA. Lineage: Eukaryota; Metazoa; Arthropoda; Insecta; Hemiptera; Aphididae. The record is from the annotation of a GenBank genome assembly.